This is a messenger RNA of Nicotiana tabacum (common tobacco), 808 nucleotides long. The record is from RefSeq and is a predicted model, not a curated record. Lineage: Eukaryota; Viridiplantae; Streptophyta; Magnoliopsida; Solanales; Solanaceae.
UCUGGGAGGAAGCAAUGAUAAUAGAAGUAUUUCAAAAUUCUAAUUUCAAUGUCAAAGUAGAAUCCUAAUACUUAAUAGAAUGAGACUUAAGGAAAAAAGUGUAUAUCGUCCCAAUGAGAUACCUGAAGUUCAAUUCUGUCAAUUAAUUGAGUAUUGAGAUGACGAAGAUGUCCAAGUAAGAUUAAACCGUGCAUUUCUACAUUUUCUACCUAUUGUUGCAGUAUAUGUUUUUUUCUUUUUGAUUUAUUAAUUAAUAUGCUUCUUUUAUUGUUAGGCUAUGUGCCAAUUAAAUUCUGAAAACAGGAAAAAAAAAGUGGAGGCAUCGAAUGGGACCUAUUAAUUUUGCAAGAGUGCGUGUGUCAUUGGGUGCAACCAAAGAGAACAACGAGGAAUUAUCAAAGUCUGAAAUGUUUAUUACAACUCGUACAAAGAAAGGGAAGGAAGUUCAUACAAAUACUCAUGUUGCAAUAUCUGAAUUUCAGAAUCGUCAAAGUUCCGGAGAAACAGCAGAUGAUGCAUUUAGGGCUGUUGGAAAGGAUCAGCCUGGUCGGGUUAGAUGCUAUGACAGAUCGGUGACGACAAGCUCUCUUAUAAAAGAUGAAGAAAUCACCAAGCUUAAACAACAAUAUGCCAACGAAAUAACUUCGCUGAAGGAAGAAAUGAAGGAAAUGAUGAGAGAAGAAAUUCUAUGAUUUUUUAGUCAAUUGGUGAAAAACAAUACUGGACUGGAUUUUUAUGAUAUACAAGGGUGUGUUGGAUCUAAUAUUCCUUCACCGGUUGAUGCAAGUAGUGCACGAGCUAUGAGAGG